AUGCGACUGGUUACCGUCAAACCUUUGACCACACAAAGUGUAACAAACAUGAGCGAUAACGAAAAGGUCUAUGGUCGGGAGUCCCGCUCUGCCUCGAGGAGUGCUUCUCGGGGCUCCCACGGCUCUGGAAAGUCAGCGAGUCACUCCCCGGCUCGUUCUAAGGAUGGCUCCCGCCAUUCCCGCUCCAAAUCUCGUUCCCGAUCAAGGUCUAAAUCUGGUUCCCGUCGCGGCUCCAAGCGCCAUUGCAGCCGUUCUCGCUCCCGCUCGCGCUCCUACCGCAGACGCUCUCGCAGCCGCUCCUACAGUGGUGAGCGACGCCACCGGAGCCACAGCCGGUCCCCUAUGUCCAACCGCCGCAGACACAUCGGCAACAGAGCAAAUCCGGACCCAAACGCCUGUAUUGGAGUUUUUGGCCUAAGUUUGUACACCACAGAGCGGGACCUGAGGGAUGUCUUCUCCAAAUACGGUCCCUUAGCAGACGUCGGUAUUGUGUAUGACCAGCAAUCGAGGCGCUCCAGGGGCUUUGCUUUUGUUUACUUUGAGAACACGGCUGAUUCAAAAGAAGCAAAGGAGAGGGCAAAUGGCAUGGAGCUGGAUGGGCGCAGGAUUAGAGUGGACUUCUCAAUAACAAAAAGACCUCACACACCGACACCUGGGAUCUACAUGGGCCGACCGACAUAUGGUGGAGGCGGACCCAGUGGCCCUCGCCGGCACUCUCGAGACUCUCGAGACUCUCGUGACUAUGACCGUGGGUAUGAACGAGGGUAUGACCGAGGAGACCGGGGAGAUAGAGGCGGCGACAGGGGAGAUAGAGGCGGCGACAGGGGAGAUAGAGGAGGAGGCUAUGAUCGAUAUGAGGACAGGGACUACUACAGAUCAUACAGAAAACGCUCUCCGUCUCCUUACUACAGGGGUGCAUACAGGUCCCGGUCCAGGUCACGAUCCUAUUCACCUCGUCGAUAUUGA
This is a messenger RNA of Knipowitschia caucasica, 966 nucleotides long. Lineage: Eukaryota; Metazoa; Chordata; Actinopteri; Gobiiformes; Gobiidae. The record is from the annotation of a GenBank genome assembly.